Molecule: messenger RNA, 1058 nt
Organism: Gossypium raimondii (Peruvian cotton)
Lineage: Eukaryota; Viridiplantae; Streptophyta; Magnoliopsida; Malvales; Malvaceae
Product: NAC domain-containing protein 90
Exons: 3
Coding region: 55-741 (228 amino acids)
Biological process (GO): regulation of DNA-templated transcription
Molecular function (GO): DNA binding
Source: RefSeq, a predicted model, not a curated record
AGCUCAUUAAUUCCAACACACAACACGUAUAGAUCAGCUACGUACCGGUCAGAGAUGGAGAUGGCCAUCGGUUUUCGCUUCUUUCCGACGGAAGAAGAGUUGGUUUCCUUCUACCUACGUAACCAGUUACAAGGCAUGAGACAAGAUAUGCACCUUGUUAUCCCAGUCCUCAACAUUUUUUACGACCUUGAGCCCUGGGACCUUCCAAAGCUUGCUGGGGAGCUUUGUAAGGGAGACGUGGAGCAAUGGUUUUACUUUACACCAAGACAAGAGAGGGAAGCUCGUGGGGGAAGAGCUAGCCGAACUACAGCUUCGGGAUAUUGGAAGGCGACGGGGUCUCCCGGCUUUGUCUACUCGUCGGACGAUCGAGUGAUCGGGAUGAAGAAAACAAUGGUCUUUUACAAGGGAAAAGCCCCAAAUGGGAGGAAAACCAAAUGGAAGAUGAAUGAAUAUAGAGCCAUCGAAGCACUGUCCGACCCAUAUGUGUCUGCUCCUCCUAAGUUGAGACAUGAAUUCAGUUUGUGUCGAGUCUAUGUUGCAUCGAGCAGCUCUCGAGCAUUCGAUAGACGCCCACUAGAAGCACACAACAAUGCUGCAACAACUUCCGGGGGAGCCUCAGGUACUUCACAUGCUGGAGGAGACCACUAUAAUCCAGCCGAGGCUAGUGAAGAUGAGUUUUGGGAGUUGGUUAACAAUCUUGAAGAACAUGCCAUAGGAUGGGGACAAAUUAAUGAAAUAUAAGUAGGCAAUCAGCCCCGUUCGGCACAUAUAACCGAAGAGCAUGAACAAACGAACUUGGUAAGUAGCGGAUUUGCUUGUUCAUACUUGUAGACCAAAGGAACAAUACAACUAAUAAGCAAGUUCUAAGGAGAUCAUUUUGUGUAAAAUAGGCUUUUGUUUUUUUCUUUCGGAGAAAUCCCGUAGGUUUUUUGUCGAGAUAUCUGUCACUGAAGCUUGUGUAAAAUGGAUUUGUUUUUUUUAUUUAUAAUUUUUUAGAUUUUGUUGUGUUGGUUAUACCCAUCAUUUAUAUGAAAAAAAUGGUUCGAUUCUUUCUUUAA